Cololabis saira (Pacific saury) is the source of this 3201-nucleotide messenger RNA. RefSeq names its product SRY-box transcription factor 8a (gene sox8a). Gene Ontology annotation, molecular function: DNA-binding transcription factor activity, RNA polymerase II-specific; RNA polymerase II cis-regulatory region sequence-specific DNA binding. The coding region runs from base 248 to 1654 and encodes 468 amino acids. The transcript is spliced from 3 exons. The record is from RefSeq and is a predicted model, not a curated record. Gene Ontology annotation, biological process: morphogenesis of an epithelium; neural crest cell development; negative regulation of transcription by RNA polymerase II. Lineage: Eukaryota; Metazoa; Chordata; Actinopteri; Beloniformes; Belonidae. Gene Ontology annotation, cellular component: nucleus.
ACCACAACUUCCACGACCGCACCCCCAAUGACAGCCUCGGAAAACAAGAAAAACAAUCAGAGAAAACAACGGGCUCGCGCUGACUGAGACGGUCUGAGGAAUUUACUGUGGCGCAGCGUGCGUAAAAAAAGCGCACCGGCCGCCCCGCUGAGCGCGUAAAUUCAGCUUUCUGGUUUGAUUUUUUUUUUUUUAAUUGUAACUUAAACAUUUCCGGAUUUUUCAAUUCCGCGGGACUGAAAAAGAAAUAAUGUUAAAAAUGACAGAGGAGCAUGACAAGUGUGUGAGCGAGCAGCCGUGCAGCCCGUCCGGCACCAACAGCUCCAUGUCCCAGGACGAGUCCGACUCCGACGCGCCGUCCUCGCCGAUGGGCUCCGACGGGCAGGGAUCGCUGCUGGCGGGGCUGGGCAAGAAGCUGGACUCGGAGGACGACGAGCGCUUCCCAGCCUGCAUACGGGACGCGGUGUCUCAGGUCCUGAAGGGAUAUGACUGGUCCUUGGUGCCCAUGCCCGUGAGAGGGAACGGGAGCCUGAAGAGCAAACCUCACGUUAAGAGACCCAUGAACGCGUUCAUGGUGUGGGCGCAGGCGGCCCGCAGGAAGCUGGCGGACCAGUACCCUCACCUGCACAACGCAGAGCUCAGCAAGACGCUGGGCAAACUCUGGCGUUUGCUUUCAGAGAGUGAGAAGAGGCCAUUUGUAGAUGAAGCAGAGAGACUGCGGGUUCAGCAUAAAAAAGAUCACCCAGACUACAAGUACCAGCCCCGGCGACGGAAAAAUGUGAAACCAGGCCAGAGCGACUCAGACUCGGGGGCUGAGCUGGCACAUCAUAUGUACAAAGCGGAGCCAGGAAUGGGAGGACUGGCUGGGAUGACUGAUGGACACCACCACCCUGACCAUGCAGGACAGCCCCAUGGUCCGCCUACACCACCCACUACCCCCAAAACAGACGUGCACCACGGGGUGAAGCAGGAUCUGAAACAUGAAGGCCGUCGUCUCGUUGACAGCAGCAGGCAGAACAUUGACUUCAGCAACGUAGACAUCUCUGAGCUCAGCACUGAUGUCAUCAGCAAUAUGGAGACCUUCGACGUUCACGAGUUUGACCAGUACCUUCCACUCAACGGCCACGCCUCAGGUUCCUCCGCCCUGUCUUCAGACCACAGCCACGGGCCGACCCCUGUGCCCAGCAGCUCCUACGCUUCCUCAUACAGCCACCCGGGGAGCAACGGCUCAUCCUGGAGCCGAAAGAGUGCCAUGUCCUCUUCCUCUCCCUCUUCCAGCGAGGUGGGCCAGCACCGUCUGCACAUUAAAACAGAGCAACUGAGCCCGAGCCACUACAGCGAGCACUCUCACGGGUCACCUUCACACCCCGAUUACAGCUCCUACGGUAGCCAGGCCUGCGUCACUUCAGCCACGUCCGCCGCCUCCGCCGCAGCCUCUUUCUCCAGCUCUCAGUGUGACUAUACAGACCUUCAGAGCUCCAACUAUUACAACCCUUACUCAGGCUACCCCUCCAGCCUCUACCAGUACCCCUAUUUCCACUCAUCCAGGCGGCCCUAUGGCAGCCCCAUCCUGAAUAGUCUGUCCAUGGCUCCGGCCCACAGCCCAACCGCCUCCAGCUGGGACCAGCCCGUCUACACCACUCUGUCUCGACCUUAAGGGAAACAGAAGGAGUCUGUUGGCACCAGAGACUCAGUUUGAUGCACUACAAAUGAAAGACAUUAGGAGGUGGUGGGGAAUUGUGCGUAAGGGGGAAGUAAGGCUACCUGUGGCCAUUCGAACGUGAAGCAAACACACAAGAAAAAAAAAGUGCCUGCUGAUUUUAUACAAAGUUAUAUUGUCGCGAUGAAAACACACUUCUUACACUAAGAGAAACUGUGUUGUUGGUGGGCCAAACUCCUCCAUGAGGACAAACAGUACCGCCUGCACCUUCAUCCCAUACACCCCCACUUGUUUUUUAGUUAAAGAUUGCACUUAUGUGCACAGUUGAGAGAAAGCAAAGACCUGCUACUGAAUUUCAAGUUUGACAUGGUUUAGCCAACUGUGUACAUAUAAGAAAAGUACAUGGGACCAGUUAUGUGAAGCUGCGGUGAAAUUUACAUUGAUGGCCAGAGUUAUAUUGCAGCACACUAUUUGCAUCAAUGGCUCAGUCUUAAAUAAAUGACUCCUAUGAAUCUAGUGUAAUUUUGGCAUAAAAGUCUUAUAUGUAUUUAUGUUCAUGCAUUAUUGGUUUUUGUUUUGCAGUAGAUGGACACUUGUAAUAUGAGUUUGCUUAUUUAGAGUACUGUUUUAAUGGCUUUUCAAGAGGUGAAAGUAAAUGAAGUAAAGGACAGAGCUUUUUUAUUAUUAUUAUUAUAAUUAUUAUUAUUAUUAUUAGUUGGAGACCAAUUUUCAGAAACAUCUCCAUUCCAUGUUGCAAGCAAACAGACAGGACCAACAGACUCGCACAGGACAGAACAGGUGUCUGAAAUCUAUGCUUGUCAAAUCGCGAUUAGUCAUGAUGUAGGCUUAAAGGAAAUGGGGUAAAAUAACACCACAAACCCUGAGUGACAUGUCAGCUGGACCUCCUGUAUAUGUCCAAGGACAGCGCAAGAAUAUGUGAACGCACAUGCAUCCGAAUGGGUUAGUGAGAUAACGCGGCAUCGCACAUGCAAAUCCAUCUGUGAGCCAUUUCCUCGGAAAGGGGAUGCAUAUCCGAUGACAUAACACCCAUCCAGUGAUACGGAAAAGUACUUUUGUGUCAUUUUGAGUUGAAAGUGAAAUUAAGUGUAUUUGCCCGUAUUUAUCUCAUCGACCAUCAAGUGCCAAUUCAUUGCUGCAGUCUUGCAUUAAAUGUUUUCGUGCCUUCUAACGCUUAUUGUCAGUAUUUUGAAAUGAAAUGGAAUUAUUAACAAAGUUCAGGCAGCACACAAUCCACAUCCGAGACUCUGACGGUUAACUCGCUCCUCAUUAUGUCCUUAAUUUGACAUCAUUCCUUACAGCCUGGGUUUCCAAUGUUCUGUGACAUACUAAAUGAGAUAUGUACAGAGCGUUACGGUGAUUGUUGUUUUUUUGUCCACAGAACUGUUUUGUACAUCAUUAUGUUCGAUAAUUUUGAGACAGGCUGUGAAAAUGAUUGUUCUGUUCACUAAAAUUUCACUCGCACAUGCACAGCUAACUCAUCCGCUGGCCUUUUUUUUUUUUAAAUAAAAGAUACUUUUUCUUGA